Molecule: messenger RNA, 2577 nt
Organism: Daucus carota subsp. sativus
Lineage: Eukaryota; Viridiplantae; Streptophyta; Magnoliopsida; Apiales; Apiaceae
Exons: 2
Coding region: 1-2577 (858 amino acids)
Biological process (GO): DNA integration
Molecular function (GO): nucleic acid binding; RNA-DNA hybrid ribonuclease activity
Source: RefSeq, a predicted model, not a curated record
AUGGAAGUGUACGUGGAUGACAUGCUGGUCAAAUCCAAGAAAGCAAACGAUCAUGUGUCUCACUUGUCAGACAUGUUCGAGAUCCUAAGAAGAUACAUGAUGAAGCUCAACCCCCAAAAGUGUGUGUUCGGAGUUGAGUCAGGAAAAUUCCUCGGUUUCAUGGUCAACCACAGAGGUAUCGAGGCCAACCCCACGAAGAUCAAAGCCUUGAUGGAUAUGAAGUCCCCAACUAAUGUCAAAUUUGUGUCCAAGUCCUCAGAAAAAUAUAAGGAGUUCUUCAAAGCCAUCAAGGGCGCGUCCAAGGACUUUGAAUGGACAGUAGAAUGUGAAGACGCUUUUGUGAAAUUCAAGAAACACUUGGGCGAGCCACCCCUCUUAGCCAAGCCUCACGAAGGUGAAACGCUCAUACUCUACCUAGCCGUUUCAGACUAUUCCAUUAGCGCCGUGUUAGUAAAGGAGGAUGCGGAAGGUCAAUCCCCAGUCUAUUAUGUGAGUAAAAGGUUGUUGGACGCAGAGACUCUUUACACGAGUAUGGAGAAGUUGGUGUACGCGCUGGUACAUGCAUCCCGAAAGCUACGACCUUACUUUCAAGCACACAAGAUAGAGGUCAGAACCGCGUACCCUCUUCGACAGAUCAUGAACAAGCCAGAAGUCACAGGUAGAAUGAUGAAAUGGGCGGUCGAGUUAGGACUAUUCGACCUUGACUAUAAACCGAGAAUGGCCAUCAAGGGGCAGGCCCUAGCAGACUUUAUCUUGGAAUUCCUAGAAGAUGGUGAGAACUCUGGCCUGUUAAUCAAAUAUGACCCUGACCUCCCGUCACAACCAGGCGCCCCCGAAGAAGGUAUUCCUGAGCUAUGGUGGGUAUUGCACACCGACGGGGCGGUAAACAACGAUGGGGCAGGUGCAGGUAUAGUAUUGGUGAGCCCCGAAGGACAUAGGCUCUUGAAUGCGAUUCACUUUACCUUCCAACUAUCUAACAGCGAUACGGAAUAUGAGGCGUUGGUUAGAGGCUUGAAACUGGCUCUUGAGAUGAAGGUGAGACGUCUCGUGGUAAAGCUUGACUCAAUGUUGGUGGUGGAGCACAUCAAAGGGGGAUAUCAAGCUAAGGGACCUAAGACGGCUAUGUAUCUUAAGUGCGUCCAGAGGUUGCUAGACCAGUUCGAGGAGGUGCAAGUGAAUAGGGUACCUCGGGAAUUCAACGGAGACGCUGACGCCUUAGCGAAGUUAGGAUCUCAGAAAGACGCAGUCCUGUUAGGAGUGAUUCGCUUGGAAAUCCAGGAGACACCUAGUAUCCCAGAGUUAGAUGUCAUGGAAGUGGAAGAUGACGCUAAGGGUCCAACAUGGAUGACCCCGAUAUGGGAGUUCAUCAAAGAGGGAAAAUUACCCGAAGAUAAAGCUGAAGCACGGAGGCUAAGAUACAAAGCAGCCAGGUAUGUGGAAUACGAUGGCAAACUAUAUAAGAGGGGCUUCAACCAACCAUUGUUGAAAUGUAUAGACGGUGACGAGUGCACCUAUGUGAUGAGGGAGGUCGACGAAGGCAUAUGUGGGAUUCACUCGGGAGGUAACUCGUUAGCUAUGAAGAUUCUAAGACAUGGGUAUUAUUGGCGUACCUUAAGGAGCGAUGCUUUCGACUUUGCCAGAGCAUGUGACAAGUGCCAACGAUUCGCCAACUUUACCUAUAACCCAGCAACAUCCCUAACCAACAUGACCAGUCCUUGGCCUUUUGCCAUGUGGGGGAUAGACUUGAUUGGGGAGCUCCCUCAAGCCAAGGGAGGCGUGAAGUAUGCGGUGGUAGCCGUGGAUUUCUUUACCAAGUGGGCGGAGGCCGCGCCCUUAGCCACCAUCACAGCCAAAAAGAUCAAAGAUUUUGUUUUUAACUCUAUUUUUUGCAGGUUUGGAAUCCCUUACAAGCUGAUUUUGGACAACGGAAAGCAAUUCGACAGCAAGGAGCUCAGGGGCCUUUGCGACGACCUCGGCAUUAAGAAAGACUUCGCAGCGGUGUACCACCCUCAGAGCAACGGACAGACGGAGGCGGUAAACAAAAUCAUAAAACACACUUUGAAGACAAAGCUGGAGGAUAGCAAGGGAAAUUGGCCAGAGGAGCUCCCUAUGGUGCUAUGGUCUUACAACACAACUCCUAGGACUAUGACUAGCGAGUCGCCGUUUGUGCUAACUUAUGGAUGCGAGGCCAUGGUUCCAAUAGAGGUCGGAGCUGGAUCACUCAGAAGGGAUUACUUUGAGAAACUAGACAACGACGUCAACCAAAGACUCUACUUGGACAUGAUCGAGGAAAUUAGAGCUACAUCACAGCUACGACUAGCCGCUUAUCAGCAAAGGACGGCAAGGUAUUACAACAGCAAAGUGAAGGCUCAUCCGUUCCAAGUGGGGGAUCUUGUUCUCAGGAAAGUGGUACUCAACAACAAAAACCCUUUGCAUGGAGUCUUUGGUGCUAAUUGGGAAGGCCCUUACAGGGUAAAAGUCAUACUAUGGAAAGGAACCUACAGGUUGGGAGACCUAGGUGGAAAACCUGUUCCGCGCCCUUGGAACGCGGAACACCUAAAGAAAUACUACCAGUAG